Molecule: messenger RNA, 558 nt
Organism: Paralichthys olivaceus (Japanese flounder)
Lineage: Eukaryota; Metazoa; Chordata; Actinopteri; Pleuronectiformes; Paralichthyidae
Source: RefSeq, a predicted model, not a curated record
AUGACUCUGUGGUUUCAUGUUGUGAAGGCUCAGCAGCCCGGACCAGCAGCAGCCGAGCCUGAGGCCUCUGGUCCGGUGGUUCGAGACCGACGUGGUGCCCUGACCAUCACGGUGCGCGCCAAGCCCGGCUCCAAACACAGCGCCAUCACAGACGUCUCCGCAGAGGCGGUGGGAGUUUCCAUCGCUGCACCCCCGACUGACGGAGAAGCCAACACUGAGCUUAUUCACUUCCUGGCUCAAGUUCUGGGCCUGAAGAAAAGUCACAUCUCUCUCGACAAGGGCUGCAGGUCCAGGGACAAGCUGGUCAGAGUGGACUCGUCCCUCAGUGUGGAGGAGGUGUUGAGGAGACUCAGAGAGGCCACAGGCUGAGGGGAGGCUCAGAGGAGGGUUUCACAGCUGGACCAGUGGGACACUUGAGGACUCUGAGCAUCACCAUGGAAACAGACCGGUGCAGACGGUGUUGCUGGGACGAAAAGGACGUCUGUCGCCAUGACGACUGGAUGUGAUGUGUGUGAACGUCUGAAGUGAAUCAUUAAAGUGUCACGUGAUUAAAUCAGC